Molecule: messenger RNA, 1003 nt
Organism: Diprion similis
Lineage: Eukaryota; Metazoa; Arthropoda; Insecta; Hymenoptera; Diprionidae
Exons: 3
Coding region: 296-748 (150 amino acids)
Source: RefSeq, a predicted model, not a curated record
GUUUUGUCGAGAGUAAUUACUCGUGUAAAAAGGCGACUAAGACCGAGAUGCUGCAGCAGCGACGGUGAACGGGCUUGAAAUCAUCUCGAUGACCAGACUUAUAUGGUAGAGACCUGCGGAGAAGACUUUCUAAAACACGAUCGGAUUACCGCUGUCGCUCGAGUAGCGGGGCGUCCGAGUGGAUCACAGAAGGAGCUUCGUGUGAUUUGGCGCCUUUUUGUUUCUACAAAUUUUUUACAACGACAAUAAGAAGGGGAGUCGCAAUUUUUCAACCGAAUGCCUGCGGCCCCGGAAUAUGGAAAACGACCAGUCCGCUGAACUUGGAGUCACGAUGCCAGACAGAAGUGCAGAAGCCGCGCCUCUUACGACCGAACGGCGUUAUGGAUUUUCUCGGAUAGGCUGCGCAGCUGCAUUUGUACUGAUAAUUCUUGCCGUCGGGACAGGAGUGGCUCUUGUUAUCGGCGUUAGAGAUGCUGGAAUAAUGCUGGCGAUUUUAUUGCCAAUUCUGGUGCUAUCUGCAGGAUUAGCCAAUGUGUUCCUAUGGUGGCAGCACAAGAAAGCCGUUCGACGUCGAGAACUGGCGGCAAACGAGUGGGUGUCAACACCGCAAGCAGUGCAGCAGGUACAAGCAUCAGCACCGUCCGAGACUCCAAGGAGCAGCGGUUCCUGGUUCGGUAGGAUUUCUCUGAGAGCUUCGUCGCAUUCAACUCCGCCUCCUGGAUAUCAAACCGUGGUGUCAGGGACUUGAUGGACGAAUGUACUAAUAUUAUACAGAAUAACGUUAUUUAUUUGAUAAGUAAACAAUAACGUUUUGCUUGUCAACACUACGUCAGGUACGUUUUUGUAUUUUCUCGAGGUCUGGACGAUCGCUUGGCGGUGUCGUUUUAUAUUUUUCCUGAGACUUCGGAAUGGAAGUGUUUCGUACGUGGGAUUGAUUUGAGCUACAUUUUUGUUUUCAAAAAUGCUCAGCGAAGUAUUAAUGGAUUCAUGAGGCGUAGCAAUA